UUUAUUAUAAUUUAUCAUUCCUAUUCUUAUGAUCCUUGGUUGUCUUGUUAUUUUCAACAGUUUCAAGUCCUCAGGCUGUGAUGCUUUCCCAGGUUCCGUUUGGAAGGAUGGAAAUUGAUUCUUCAACCACUCCCUGUUCUGACUUUUGUUGGAGGUCCCAGCUAAAGUUACCUUCCUUGUCAGAGGAUGGCCUGGAUACAGAUAAGACACAUAAUUUUCCUGAUUUUCUUCAAGAUGUGAAGUUCAGAGAAAAUAACCUUCUAUCUCAAGAAGUGAAGGCCAGCCAGAAAGUUGGAAUACUUGUUACAGUAGUGUGGAAGGCAGAGGUUCAGCAUGAAGAUUCCACCCAAGUGAUCAUGGGACAGCACCAUCUGUUGAUAGAAAAUGUCAACACACUUGUGUCUACUGUACCAAAACAGCAGUUUCAGAUAUCUGAACCAAUGAAUGCAGUCUCUCUGUUGUCUGAUACCAACGAGACAGAUAUAGUAGGGAUUGAGCAACUAGUCAAGUGGACUCUACAGCACCCCUUCUGUGUAGAACAUGACUUCCAGAGUAAAAGGUUACUUAUAGUUCCAGUGCUGUUUAUUGCCCAUAACUGCAGCCUCAGUCCUGUAGAUGUGGAAAUUGAUUUGUCAUCAUACAGAAAUAGUGACAGGUAAGAAACUGUACAUUCUGUUUCACUUGCAUAUUUGUCUUUA
Messenger RNA from Limulus polyphemus (Atlantic horseshoe crab), 698 nucleotides. Its product is annotated as trafficking protein particle complex subunit 8-like. NCBI's taxonomy places the organism in Eukaryota, Metazoa, Arthropoda, Merostomata, Xiphosura, Limulidae. Bases 81 to 659 code for a protein of 192 amino acids. The transcript has 5 exons. The record is from RefSeq and is a predicted model, not a curated record.